AGCAACUAAACCGCUGUGACCCAGUCUCUCUCGAGAAGGUGUGGGAGAGUUGACUGGUUGUCGCAGGAGGAUUAUGAUGAAGAAAUGUCUUGUAAUAAUAUUUUCGUGUUCAUGAAAAAUCGAGGCCAUGUGAUGUGAUGUAAUUUGGAAUUGGAAUAUGAUAUCCCGGUGUGCGACGGUGGACCGAUGUGCCUUAUUCGAUCAUCAACAUCCUCCCUACCUCGUUUAUCGAGGCUUGCAUUCGCCGGUUACUGUCGUUUAGGUGCACCACCACCACCACCACCACCACCAUCUGAGGGUGGCAUUCCGACUCUAACAACCAGCGUUUUUUCUCGCUCUGGCAUUCAUUACGGCUGCUGUAAUUCCAAAUCUAAUAUAAUUAUUCCCUUCCUUCUUCUUCUUGCGAAGGCCAUGGUUUAUUCUUCCCCGUCUCCUUGUUCCUCUCGAUCUGAACUGCAACAACAACUACCCAACAUUAUCAAGCAGAAGCAGCACCACUCGUCAUUUUUGGGAGGAGGAGGAAAAAGUGAUGCGAUCGGGGAUGGCGAGCACUUAGUUUCAUUCAAUAACUACCACAAGGAUGCUGCUGAUGGCUGCUGUUCUUCUUCAAAAGAUGAUAUUAGUAAUGAUGAUGAAAAGAAGGUAGAUGAAACGGAGCCAUUUCUCCCUCGCUCUUCUUCUGCCCCUGCUAUUGCUUUCCAGCAGAGGAGGAGAAGAGGAGGGGCCACAGGCACAGGCACUGGAACGGGCACCCCAACCUCAUCUCCCACUCCACCUCGCCAGCAAUCAUUCAGGCAAGAUGUGGGUCACGCUGCUGCUGAAACUUACCUCGUCACUCGUCUCACCUUCACCUUACUGCGCUACCUCGGGGUAGGUUACCGAUGGAUUAUGCAGUUGCUGGCCCUUGGUUGCUAUGCUCUGUUGCUUAUGCCAGGUUUCCUGCAAGUGGGGUAUUACUAUUACUUUUCAAGACAGGUCCGUAGAAGUGUGGUUUAUGGGGAUCAACCGAGAAACAGGUUAGAUCUAUAUUUGCCUGUGAAUCUUGACGAGCCAAAGCCAGUUGUGGCAUUUGUAACUGGGGGUGCUUGGAUUAUAGGGUACAAAGCUUGGGGUGCUCUUUUGGGACAAGAAUUAGCAGAACGGAAUGUCAUAGUAGCUUGCAUAGACUAUAGGAAUUUCCCCCAAGGAACCAUAAGUGAUAUGGUGAAAGAUGCUAGCCAGGGUAUCUCCUUUGUAUGCCAGAAUAUUACUGAUUUUGGAGGUGAUCCGAACAGGAUCUUUGUAAUAGGCCAAUCAGCAGGUGCACAUAUUGGUGCUUGUGUCCUUUUAGAUCAGGCAAUAAAAGAAUGUGGGGAGCAAGAGGAUUUGACAUGGAGUGUAUCCCAAAUCAAGGCUUACUUUGGAAUAUCUGGCGGGUACAACCUACUGAGCUUAGUUGAUCACUUCCAUAGGCGAGGGCUCUAUCGUUCUAUCUUUCUGAGUAUAAUGGAAGGAGAGCCAUCCUUACAGAGGUUUUCCCCAGAACUGGUGGUACAGGAUCCAGCAAUGAGACAUGCAGCUUCGCUUUUGCCCCCUAUUGUUCUUUUCCAUGGAACAAAGGAUAUUUCUAUUCCUUCACAAGCAAGUAAGACUUUUGCUGAUGCUCUCCAGCAAGUUGGAGCUGAAGUCAAGUUAAUUAUAUAUGAAAGAAAAUCCCAUACCGAUUUGUUUCUACAAGAUCCACUAAGGGGGGGUUCUGAUGAGCUUCUCCGUGAUAUACUUGCUGUCAUUCAUGCUGGGGAUGCAGCUGCCCAAGCUGAUGAUGUGCGAGCACCUCCAAGACGGCGUCUCGUACCUGAGUUUAUGUUGAAGUUGGCCCACAAAGUCAGCCCAUUUUAAGGAUAUUGUGGGAAUGAAAGCAGCAUGCUAAGCCCUUCAAUUCAUUGAGCCCCAUUGUGUGCAAAUAUUUGUAAACUCACUUAAGGGCCUUUCCACAUGCAUUGACAUUUUAUUUCACUUAACCUGAUCCUACUCCCUCCCCACCCAUCUAUGGAUCAAGGUUCUAGAACUUGGGACUCGAACUUGGUUCACAUACACUCAGCUUGGCAACCUGAUUACUGACACGCAUGUGUGUUUGGGGGAAGGGGGGGGGGGGGGGGGUUACCUCAAUUGAAAACCUUUUACUGGUAGGUUGGCUAGGAUCAAACCGCAAUAACAAUUGCCUUCUAGUUGAGUUGUUGGUUGCAACCCCGUCCAAUGAAAUUGAUGAAGAACACAUCCCUACAACGCCCACUCCCAUCUAUAUUGGAGUUGAGUAGACCCUCUAUUUAAGUGGUUUAGGACAUGUGAGAUGGACCAUUCAUGGCCAUAAUCCAUGUUUAAAGCAUAUGUUGUGCUCUCAUGGGAGCAUAUUGUACAUUUGCUCCCUUGGGUGGAGAAGCAAUUUGGGAGGAUUUUUCUUUUUUUUUUCAAUUAUAAUCUCAUAUUUUGGGAUUCACCUAAGAAUUGCCAUAUGACAAUUAUUAAAAAAUGAAAUUCGUAUUUUGAAUUCUUCAACACUUA
Messenger RNA from Amborella trichopoda, 2541 nucleotides. RefSeq names its product isoprenylcysteine alpha-carbonyl methylesterase ICME. The record is from RefSeq and is a predicted model, not a curated record. NCBI's taxonomy places the organism in Eukaryota, Viridiplantae, Streptophyta, Magnoliopsida, Amborellales, Amborellaceae.